Molecule: messenger RNA, 5841 nt
Organism: Gossypium raimondii (Peruvian cotton)
Lineage: Eukaryota; Viridiplantae; Streptophyta; Magnoliopsida; Malvales; Malvaceae
Molecular function (GO): nucleic acid binding; RNA-DNA hybrid ribonuclease activity
Source: RefSeq, a predicted model, not a curated record
AUGGGACAAGCCUUGGUUCAGAUUCGAGAAGUAGCUGAUCACUUACAAACUCUGGCAGUACAAGCUGACACGUUGAGCGUAAAGUAUGAAUUGGAGUCAGACCGGGGACGGGAGUUAGCCUCGUUGCUUCAAAAAAUCAAGGUCUUAAGUUUCACCCCUCCACAUGAGCGAACUCAAGAUGAAUACCCGCGCAAAUCUACUGUCACAAUCAUGCCUCAGCAAUUUCAAGCUGGUGUUUCGAACCUCCAAACUGGGCCGUGUUUUAAUCCCGAAAAUAAUCCUAUUAACUCUGCCAUUCCUGACUUUGAUGAAGUAGUUGAGAAGGAAAGAGUGAAGGAGGAGUUACCGAGACAGUUGGAAGAGAGAUGCAAGUGGCUUGAGGAGAAGUUCAAGGCGAUGGAAGUUACUGAAAGCUAUCGAGGCAUUGACGCAAAAGAGCUGAGUUUAGUGCGGGAUCUUGUUCUCCCUCAUAAGUUUAAGAUGCCUGAAUUCGAGAAGUACAAUGGGACGACUUGCCCAGAGGCUCAUAUCACCAUGUUCUGCAGGCGAAUGGCUGGAUACGUUAGUAAUGACCAGCUAUUAAUACAUUACUUCCAAGACAGCCUUGCAGGGGCAGCAUCCAAGUGGUACAAUCAGUUGAGUCGAGCUACGAUUGGUUCAUGGAGGGACUUGGCGCAAGCAUUCAUGAAACAAUAUAGUCAUGUGACAGACAUGACUCCUGAUAAGAUCACCCUUCAAAACAUGGAGAAGAAGCCGAGCGAAAGCUUUAGGCAGUACGCACAGAGAUGGAGGGAGGUCGCGGUCCAAGUUCAACCACCGCUCUUGGAAAAGGAAAUGACCAUGUUGUUCAUUAACACCCUGAAGGCACCGUUCAUUACACAUAUGUUAGGAAGUGCCACAAAAAGCUUUCCUGACAUAGUCAUGAAUGGCGAGAUGAUUGAGAACACCAUCAGGAGUGGGAAGAUCGAUGCUGGAGAGAGUAACAGAAGAUCAGCUUCGAAAAGGAAGGAAAACGAGGUGAACAACGUGAGCAUGUACAACAAGGGUUACUCGAAGUCAGUAACAGUGAGUCAGCCAGGAAAGACGGCUGCCAAUCAACAAAGCUUGUCGAGACAGAAGGUCGGUACAAGGCGAAAUACGGAGAGGCCCCAAUUCACGCCAAUUCCCAUGUCGUACAGGGAAUUAUACCGAAACUUAUUCGACGCACAUGUAGUUUCCCCUUUCUAUCUGAAGCCCUUACAGCCCCCGUCCCCCAAAUGGUACGACGCAAAUGCACAGUGCGACUAUCAUGCGGGAAUCACGGGGCACUCCAUAGAAAACUGUACGGCCUUCAAGAAGCUGGUUGAAAGGCUCAUUGGUAUGGGUGUCGUUAAAUUUGAUGAAGCCACCAAGGCAGAGAACCCAUUACCAAAUCACACUGAUGGUGGGGUAAAUAUGAUGGACGAAGACAUGAGAAUUAAGGUAGACAUUGCGGACGUGAAGACUCCUUUGAGAUGGGUCUGGAAAGAGAUGGUGAAAAGGGGGCUAAUUCCUUCAGAAGAAAGCUGUGAGAAGAGGAGGAACUACUGUGAGUUCCACUGUGAAAUGGGGCAUGAAAUCCAGGAGUGUACGGAGUUCAGAGCCGUGGUACAGGGUAUGAUAGAUAAUAAAGAGAUGGAAUUUUGGGAAGGAAUUCAGAAAGAGAGUCAUGUAUGUACGUCAGAGUUGGCAUUGGGAGUUCCAAAGGUUAACCAUCCUGUGGUCAUCAUCUCACAACCUAAGAAUAGUGAGGCUGGAGCACGAGUAGCACCAAGGGUUAUCAUUCAAAAACCGACUGCGUUUACUUACAAGGAUAACAGGAGGGUUCCUUGGCAUUACAAUUGUAAUGUGACAAUCCCAGGGAAGGAGGACCAUGAUGAAGGAGGGUAUAACGAACAGGUGAAGGCUCGAGUAGAGCCAAUAAGAGAAGAAACUCUGAUUGGAAAGAAGAAGAAGACGGUCGAACCUGAAUUGGUGGUCAAUGAACCAAUCAAGGAGGAGGAAGCUAGAGAGUUCUUGAAGUUCAUAAAACAUAGCGAGUACAGCGUUGUGGAACAGCUGCACAAACAACCAGCUCGCAUAUCUGUGCUAGCUUUACUCCUGAACUCGGAGGGACAUCAGAAUGCACUACUGAAGGUGCUAAAUGAAACUUAUGUGGCCGAUGAUAUCUCUAUUAACAAGUUGGAUCGACUGGUCGGUAAUAUAAGCGCUGAUAACUUCAUCUCUUUCAGCGAUGACGAAAUACCACCUGGGGGUAUGGGAUCCACUAGAGCUUUACACAUCAUUGCAAGGUGUAAAGGGUGCAUAUUACCGGGGGUUCUGGUAGACAAUGGAUCGGCAUUAAAUGUAUUUCCCCUAUCCACGCUCAACAGGCUACCUGUGGAUAGUUCGCAUAUGAAGUCGUGUCAGAACGUGGUUCGAGCAUUCGAUGGUACUGAGAGGAGGGUCAUGGGAAGAGUUGACAUUCUCUUGUUAAUUGGCCCAACUAUUUAUGAGGUGGACUUCUUAGUUAUGGACAUCAAGCCUUCUUACAGUUGCCUAUUAGGAAGGCCAUGGAUUCAUUCAGCAGGUGCGGUACCGUCAUCGUUACAUCAAAAACUGAAGCUGGUGUCAGAAGGCAGGGUUGUGACGAUAGAUGCUGAAGAAGAUAUCAUUGCAUCUGUGACCAACGAUGCGACUUAUCUAGAAACGAGCGAUGAUCCAAUCGAAUGCUCUUUUCGUUCCUUGGAGUUUGUAAAUGCAACAUUCAUCCGUGAGGGAAACAAGAUCCCGAUGCCGAGAAUAUCCAGGACCACAGAGAUGGGUCUGCAGUUGACUGUUGGAAAGGGAGCAUUACCGAGAAGAGGAUUGGGGAGAUAUCUUCAGGGCCGAGUUGAGGCUCUAGUGUUGAAAGACAAGCAGGAUCGUUUUGGCUUAGAAUACAAGCCAGAUGCUAGGCAGAAGAGGAUAGAGCAGGAAAAUAAGCGAGUGCGGAGAAGGGCUCGCUUGACAGGUGAUGAAGUCAAAUGGGAACCCAUGACCUUUCCUCACCUAUCCAAGACUUUUGUACCGGGAGGAUUCACCUAUCAAAGAAUGCUAGGGGUCAGAAGUAUUAACAUGGAGCUAGAGAGUAUUCAUGUUGUGUAUGAAGAAGUGACGCGAGGAAGAGCUUUGCCAGAUAUUCGUCCUUACGAGUCGGAAAGGGAGCUAAACAACUGGACUGCAGAAGAAAUACCUGUAGUUUUUAGGAUUUCCCCAGAGUCCCAUGAUAUCAAUGAUGCGAAUGUCACUCUUACAAAUUUAGAGUCUCCUUUUGAACGAAACAUGUGUUUAGAGGGAUCGCAUAAUUUUGAAGACAACGAAGACUGUGGUUUGUCUCCUGACUUGUCAAAGAUGGUAGAAAGGGCCGAGAAAUAAAUCCUACCUCACAGGGAAUCAAUAGAAGUCGUGAGCUUAGAGGAGGGUAAAGAGGUGAAGAUCAGAUCGGUUAUCUCUGAAAGGACAAGGCAGGACCUCAUUGAAUUACUCCGAGAGUUCAAAGACGUGUUUGCAUGGUCAUACCAGGAUAUGCCGGGGUUGAGUACCGACAUGGUAGUCCAUCGUCUCCCUAUAAGAGAAGAUUGCAAGCCAGUGCAGCAAAAACUCAGAAGGAUGAGGCCUGAUAUCGUGUUGAAGAUAAAGGAGGAGGUCCAAAAGCAGUUUGAUGCCGGGUUUCUGCAAGAAGUCAGGUAUUCUGAGUGGGUGGCCAACAUUGUACCAGUUCCAAAGAAAGAUGGAAAAGUACGAAUGUGUGUGGAUUAUCGGGAUUUGAACAAGGCUAGUCCAAAGGAUAAUUUCCCAUUGCCUCACAUUGACACAUUGGUAGACAAUACUGCGGGCUUUUCACUGUUUUCCUUCAUGGAUGGUUUUUCUGGGUACAAUCAGAUAAAGAUGCAUCCUGAAGACAUGAGGAAGACUACAUUCAUUACGUUAUGGGGGACGUUCUGUUACAAAGUGAUGCCGUUUGGAUUGAAGAAUGCAGGAGCGACAUACCAAAGAGCCAUGGUAGCCUUGUUCCAUGACAUGAUGCACAGGGAAAUCGAGGUUUAUGUUGAUGAUAUGAUCGCGAAAUCUAGAACAGAGGGCGAACAUGUGUGGGUCUUGAGAAAGUUAUUCUUAAGAUUGAGAAAGUUCUAACUCAAGCUUAAUCCAGCGAAGUGCACUUUUGGGGCCAGGUCAGGAAAGUUGCUAGGCUUUGUAGUCAGUGAAAAGGGAAUCGAGAUUGACCCAGACAAAGUCAAGGCAAUACGAGAUUUACCUUCACCUCGCAUUCAGAAAGAAGUUCGAGGUUUCCUAGGAAGACUGAAUUACAUCGCUAGGUUUAUUUCACAACUGACUGAGAAAUGUGACCCUAUAUUUCGUCUUCUGAAGAAACAUAAUCCUGGUACUUGGGAUGAGGAAUGCGAGGAAGCUUUCAACAAAGUGAAACAGUAUUUGUCUAAUACUCCAGUGCUGUCACCACCUAACCCGGAUAGGCCUCUGAUAUUGUAUCUAACGGUAUUUGACAAUUCCAUGGGGUGUGUGUUAGGUCAACAUGAUGAAACGGGGAGGAAAGAAAGAGCGAUAUAUUAUCUCAGCAAGAAAUUCACUGACUGUGAAAUGAGAUAUUCGCUAUUUGAGAAAUUAUGCUGUGCCUUGAUUUGGACAACCCGAAGAUUAAGGCAGUACAUGUUAUACCAUACGACUUGGCUGAUCUCAAAGUUAGACCCGUUAAAGUAUAUGAUGGAGUCAGCUGCUUUGAAUGGGAGAAUGGCCCGAUGGCAAAUUUUAUUGUCUGAAUUUGAUGUUGUCUAUGUGAACCAAAAGGCUGUGAAAGGGAGUGCAAUUGCUGACUUUCUAGCUAGUAGAGCUCUGGAGGACUACGAGCUGUUGAGUUUUGAUUUCCUAAAUGAGGACCUGAUGUGUGUAGCCGCUACUGAAGAAAGUCCCCAAGAAGGUCACAGUUGGAAGCUAAACUUUGAUGGAGCCUCGAACGCUGUAGGCAAUGGAAUUGGGGCAGUCCUGGUGUCCCCAAAUGGUGAUCAUUAUCCUUUCACUUGUAAAUUGGAUUUUGAUUGUACAAAUAACAUGGCAGAAUAUGAAGCAUGCAUCAUGGGUAUUCGUGCAGCUAUAGAGCGAGGAAUCAAAGUGCUAGAGGUCUAUGGAGAUUCAGCAUUGGUGAUAUAUCAGCUCAGGGGUGAAUGGGAAACGAGAGAUCCCAAAUUAAUCGGCCAUUCAAAGUUGGUCCUCGAAUUGAUUAAGGAGUUUGAGGACAUCACUUUUUGCUAUCUCCCACGAGAUGAGAACCAGAUGGCUGAUGCACUAGCUACCUUAGCUUCCAUGAUCAAACUGAACAGAAAUGGGGAUAUGAAACCAAUCCAAAUGAGUAUCUAUGAAGACCCGGCUCAUUGUUACAAUAUUGAAGAAGGGGAAAUCGAUGAUAGUCCUUGGUAUCAAGAUAUACUACGGACCUCCACCGAGGCAACGCCUUUCUCCUUAGUUUAUGGCAUGGAGGCAGUGUUGCCCAUCGAAGUUGAAGUCCCUUCUCUCCGGGUUUUGUCUGAGCUACAAUUGGAUGAAGCGGAUUGGGUUCAAUCUCGAUACGAUCAGUUGAACUUGAUAGAGGGAAAGAGGCUAAAGGCUAUUCAGCACGGUCAGAUAUACCAGAAAAGAAUGAUGCGAGCCUACAACAAGAAAGUCCGACCCAGAGAAUUUCACGAGGGGGACCUGGCCUUUUCUGGAGGAGCCCUGAUCCUGGCUGAAAUGGACGGGAAAAACUUGCCUAAUCCGGUAAAUUCAGAUUCGGUGAAGAGGUACUUUACUUGA